AUGGGCCAUGUUAUUGCACUGGUCGAUAUGGAUUGCUUCUUUGUGCAAGUUGAACAGCGUUACAAUCCUUCCCUAAAAGGCAAACCAUGUGCUGUUGUACAAUAUACCCAGCGUGGAGUAAUCAUUGCUGUCAGCUAUGAAGCCCGAGCAUUUGGUGUUAAACGAGGCAUGACAGCUGAAGAUGCCAAAGCCAAGUGUCCAGACAUUCUGCUACCACGAAUUCCAGAAUUAAGAGGGAAAGCAGACCUUACUAAGUACAGGGAAGCUGGAGCUGAGGUCAUUGAUGUUUUCUGUCAAUUCUGCCAGUGUGUGGAGAGAGCCAGUAUAGACGAGGCUUAUCUAGACCUGACAAAGAUAGUAGACGAGAGAAUGAAGACUGUCGAUGUGACUUGCAUUACAUCAUUUGCAGACCAACUGACUAACACGCAUGUCAUUGGUUGGGAGUCAACAGAAGAUAAUAAGUCUUCUAACAAAACAGAUAUGUCAAAAAAUUGCAAAAACGAUCUGUUAUGGUGGUUGUCAAGCGUGCAGUUUGAGGAUAUUAAACUUGCUGUCGGUGCUGUGAUUGUUGAAGAAAUGAGAGCAGCUGUCCACAAACAGACUGGCUUUAGCUGUUCGGCUGGGAUCUCCCGCAAUAAAAUGUUGUCUAAAUUAGCAGCUGGUCUUCAUAAACCAAAUCAACAGACAGUUCUGCCACAUUCAGCUGUUGAAGAACUUUUCAAAACAAUGCCGAUAAGCAAAGUCCGUAACCUUGGCGGUAAAUUUGGUGAUGACUUAAAACGUGACCAUGGAAUAGAAAUGAUGUCUGAUUUAUGGCAGUUCUCCAAAGAACACCUGAUAGACAUUUAUGGAAGUAAAACGGGAACCUGGCUUCACGCGCUUUGUCGAGGAUUUGAUAAUGAAACAGUGACAGCAAGACAAGUUCCAAAAUCAAUAGGAUGCAGCAAGAACUUUCUAGGUAAAUCUGCUUUAGACACAAGAGACAAGGUGAAACAUUGGUUGAAACAACUGGCUACAGAAGUUGAAGAAAGGCUAAUUAAAGAUAAAGAAAAUAAUAAACGAACUGCAACAUCAAUGAUUACCAGUCUUCGAUUCCAAAGUCCCGUUAAUCAAACAAUUCAAUCAAGCAGUCGUACAACAGCAGUUGUGCAAUACAGUGCUGAGAAAAUUGCUAAUUGUGCGUUUUCUCUGCUGCAACAAUUCAAUCUAAGCCCUCCACAUCAAGCAUCAUGGUCACCUCCAAUUCUGAUGCUUAGUAUUUCAGUAGGAAAAUUUGUCGAUAUUCCUUCUGUUCAGACUGGCAGUAUUUCUGCUCUCAUUAAAAAACAAAUAAGCAAUACUCAAGCUGUGAGGUCAUCCUUCGUGGCCAACGGCAUUAACUUACUAAACCAACAGACAGAAACUGACGGCUUUAGCCAAAAGAUGCUUAAGACCUCCAACUCAAAAUCUAUCAAGAAGCAGUCUCUUAUAUCACAGAAUAACACUUUAACAUCAUAUUUAAAGAGCAUUGAAGUUUCACAAAUUGAGCCAUCAUCUUCAAACCAAAGACAAAUAAAUUGUUCAAGUACCAUCUCAGAGCUUCCUGUGAAUGCUGAUAAUGAUAAUAAUAGACUUAAUAAAGAUACAAUUGAAGGUUUCUUUUCACGGAAAGUUUUGGAAAAUUCUUUUUCUAAAUCUUUUAGUGGAGUUUUAAAACCUAGUGGUUCUUCACCUGAUGCCAAUGGAAUUUCCAGUGAGAGAGAUGAGGCUGAAAGUGAACACACGAGUAGCUUCUUUGCAAUGAAACAAACUGAGAUACAAAAAUUAAAAGACUAUUCAGUAAAACCGGUCAGUUCAUUUACUGGUGAAGGAAAAUUACUCCAGCCUGGACACCAAGGACGAGUUUUUGAAAAUUCAUUUCCAACUCAAUUUGAUAACAUUUCCACCACAGAAGACAUUUCAAAUUCUUCAAAUACAGAUGUUUAUAAUGAAGACUUUGCAUUGAAAUCUUGUGAUUCCUCAGAUGGUAUUGCUGCUCCUGGUACUUGUAAUGUUACUGGAGAUGAGGUAUCUGUAAUUUAUGUAACUGAUGAGGAGGAGGAGGAGGAGAAAGACAAGGAAGUUUAUGCAUCUGAGAGCUUAAGAAGUGAUACUGUAUCUGUUCCCUAUCAGGAAAAGUCAACCUGUUCUCAAAAGCUGUCAUUUGACAAACAGACUGUCUUUAAUGAGGACUCAAUUGAUUCUUGCCAUUCUACAGAUUAUUCAUUGCAUUCUGAUAGAAGAGAUGAGAUGGAUUAUGUAGAAUGUCAAGACUGCAUGAAGAAAAUCCUUGUUUGGGACCUGCUGGAACACAAAGAUUAUCAUUUUGCUCAGCAGCUACAGAGAACUGUUGACAGAAAUAUGACUCGUGGGAAUCCAAAUCACAGAACAUCAAAUCCAACACAAAAGAGGAAAAUACAAACUGCUAGGAAUAAAGAGAAAAAGCCUAAAAGCAAUCCCAACAUGAAAACACUGGAAGUUUUUUUCCAACGGAAAUGAUUGUAAAUAUUGAGAUUUUAUUUAAUUUCAUUUAUUUAUUGGGAUUUUUUUAUUAAUAUUGAAUAAUGUGUUAUUUAAUAAGAUGAAUAUAAUUUAUUUUUCUUCAAUUUGUUUUAAUCCUGGUUAAAGACCACAACUAACUUAGCCUGUUAUGAGCAAUGUUUCUCAAACUGUCAAAAUGCCUACACACACACACACAAAAAUUUUAUUUAUUUUUUUCCUCUCACCUUUCUUUGUUAAUGAGAAAACAAAUUUAUUUUGGCCACGCUAUUGGACAAGUUUUGAAACCAUUUCAUCUUUAAUUAAACUCAGCAAUUUGUCUCUCCCCUCGCUUGCUCUUCAAUAACCCCCUCUCCUCUUCAAUUCUCUAGUCUCUUCUUCCCUAUGGAUUAAAAAAAAUACUGAUUUAGUAUUCCAUCCAUCCAUUUUGUCUGUCCACUAUUCCUCGAAAGGUCAUGGCAGUAAGAUACCCAGGCACCUCUUCCACAGCUACCGUUACUUUCCACCUGUAUUCCCGAGCAUGGUCAAAUGAAACUAUAGAUUAUUAUCGAACUAUCUUGUUCUUGGUCUGUUCCUUGGUUAUUCUCUGGUUAAUGCAUAUGCCAGGUAAACUUAAAAGUUACCUUCUCGAAUCAUACCAAUUCUUAAGGGCCGGUUUCAUGGUGUACAUAUUCCCACCUGGACAGGACACUGGUCCAUCACAAGAUAACUCACUUUAGCCAGCUGAGUAGACUGGAGUAACGUGUUUUUGCUCAAGAACGCGUGUUGCCCAGUCCUUGGAUGAAAACCACCACAAUCUUAAUCAUGAUUCCAACACCCUAACCACUAAGCUACUUGCCUCCACUAUGCCAGGUAGCUUGGACCUUUGAAAAGUCACCAGAACAGUGGCAAUCUGCAGUGAUAAUCCGAAUCUUUAAAAAUGGAAACUAAGGGGGCAUGCUCUAAUUAUUGAGGAGUCUCUUUGUUGAGCCAUCCUGGAAAAGUCAAUGCUUGGUGUCUGGGAAAGAGAUAUAGGGAAAUUGAGCCCAAGCUAACUGAACAAGUGUGGCUUCCAUCCUGGAUGCAGCACAACAGAGUUUCAGAAUU
This is a messenger RNA of Octopus bimaculoides (California two-spot octopus), 3603 nucleotides long. RefSeq names its product DNA polymerase eta. Gene Ontology annotation, cellular component: replication fork; site of double-strand break; nucleus. Gene Ontology annotation, molecular function: DNA-directed DNA polymerase activity; damaged DNA binding. The record is from RefSeq and is a predicted model, not a curated record. Gene Ontology annotation, biological process: error-prone translesion synthesis; response to radiation. NCBI's taxonomy places the organism in Eukaryota, Metazoa, Mollusca, Cephalopoda, Octopoda, Octopodidae.